AUCCCUUGCAACACCAGGAACAGAGAACGCACUUUCCUGGGGAAGUUGCAAUCUGCAGCACUAAGAACUGCCUGUACCUCAUGUGUCUCUCAGCACAAUGGCAUCAAUGGGAACUUGGACCAUGGCCCUUAACUACAAGUGUCUUCUCUUAAUGCUGCUGGGUUCGGGCUGGCCAGGUCUGGGGAAUCCCAGUGUGAAAGAAACUCGGCUCAGAGAGCACUAUAUAGUAGCUCAGGUCACAAACUGGAGCUACAGUUCCCAGCCUGAGCAGCUGUCCAGUUUACCAAAAUCAGAUCCUCAGUUUAAGAAAAUUAUCUACAGUGAGUAUGAAGCAGAUUUCAAAAAAGAAAAACCAAGAAAUGCUCUCUCAGGGCUGCUGGGGCCAACACUACGUGCUGAAGUGGGUGAUACACUCAUCAUUCAUUUUAAGAACCUGGCUAACAAACCGCUGAGCAUUCACCCGCAAGGCAUAAUGUACAACACACGGUCAGAGGGUUCCCCAUAUUCUGACAAAUCGUUGGCUAUCAAAAAACUGGAUGGUGCUGUGCCUUCUGGACAAACGUAUAAAUACGUGUGGGAGAUCACAGCAGGAACUGGUCCUCGAGAGGCUGAUCCUCCCUGUCUCACCUAUGCCUACUACUCACAUGAAAACCUGGUGCAAGACUUCAAUUCUGGCCUUAUUGGUGCCUUGCUGAUAUGUAAAAAUGGAAGCUUGAAUGAAAAUGGAACACAGAAACUAUUUGACAGGGAAUAUGUGCUGAUGUUUGCUGUGUUUGAUGAAAGCAAAAGCUGGCAAAAAUUUGCCUCCCUCAUGUACACAAUCAAUGGUUAUGCUAAUGGAACACUACCAGAUGUACAGGCCUGUGCUUAUGAUCGCAUCAGUUGGCAUUUGAUAGGGAUGAGUUCUGCCCCUGAGAUCUUCUCCGUCCAUUUCAAUGGACAAACCUUGGAACAAAACCACUAUAAAGUGUCAACUGUCAACCUUGUUGCAGGUGCAUCAGCAACAGCAAAUAUGUCUGUGAGCAGGACGGGAAAGUGGCUCAUAUCUUCUCUUAUUGAAAAGCAUCUGGAAGCUGGAAUGCAUGGUUACCUCAACAUAGAAGACUGUGGAAAACCAGACACUUUAACGAGGAAAUUAUCCUAUAAAGAGUUGCGGAUGGUUAAGAACUGGGAUUAUUUCAUUGCUGCUGAAGAAGUGAUCUGGGAUUAUGCUCAGGAAAUUCCUGACACUGUUGAUAGAAAAUAUAAAGCUCAAUAUCUGGAAAAUUUUUCAAAUCUCAUUGGCAAUAAGUACAAAAAGGCUGUCUUCAGACAAUAUAAAGACGCCAGCUUCAGCAAACGCACAGAAACUGUAUCGUCCAAAGAACGUGGAAUUCUGGGCCCUGUUAUCAGAGCUGAGGUCAGGGAUCAGAUAAAGAUUGUAUUCAAAAAUAUGGCCAGUCAACCUUACAGUAUUUAUGUGCAUGGAGUGACACUUUCAAAGGAGGCUGAAGGAGUUAUUUAUCCUUCAGAUUCUAAAGAGAACAGCACUCAGGGUAAAGCAGUCCAACCAGGGGAAACUUACACAUAUCAUUGGACUGUACUUGACACGGAUGAACCUACAACUAAGGAUGCUCAGUGUAUCACCAGAUUAUAUCAUAGUGCUGUGGAUGUGACAAGGGAUAUUGCCUCUGGACUGAUUGGACCCCUUCUGGUUUGUAAACGCAAGGCACUCAACAAGAAGGGGAUACAGAACAAGGCUGAUGUCGAGCAACAUGCUGUCUUUGCAGUGUUUGAUGAAAAUAAGAGCUGGUAUUUGGAGGACAAUAUCAAAAGAUACUGCAGCAAUCCUUCUACUGUUAAGACAGAUGACCCCAAAUUUUACAAGUCUAAUGUUAUGCACACUCUCAAUGGUUAUGCAUCUGAUAGAACAGAGAUCCUGGGAUUUUGUCAGGCUGAAAUUGUUGAGUGGCACCUCACCAGUAUAGGCACACAGAAUGAGAUAGUGCCUGUUCAUCUUUCUGGUCACACUUUCCUGAACAGAGAACAAAAUCAAGAUAUCCUACAUCUUUUCCCCAUGAGUGGUGAAUCGGCUACAGUGACCAUGGACAAUAUUGGAACCUGGCUUUUAUCAUCAUGGGGCUCCCGUGAGAGGAGCAAUGGCAUGAGACUAAGGUUUAGAGAUGCCAAAUGUGAUUUUGAUAACACUGAAGAUUAUGAUGCUGAAGUUGUCACAUUUUCAUCUGAGAAAACUGAAUCAGUAAAACCAAAGAAAGAGAAAGAAGACAGAGAUGCAAUAGAAGGAAAUGUCAUGGAUUACUAUGAUUUUGAAACUGAUUAUGAUCAUGAAGAACAAGAUAUGUAUGCUUCGAUGCUGGGACUUCGAACACGUAAAGAAUCAGUUGUUGAGGAAGAAGCACUGAAUUUCAGUGCUCUUGCAAUACAAGAAGACACUUACAGCAUCAACAAUACAAGUGAGGGUAAUGUAACUGUGAACUCACAUCUGGUGAUAAGAAAUAGUAAUAAUUCUUUGGAUGGAGAUCAAGUGUUGAAAAGUCAAAGUACCACUUCUUAUCCAUCUGCAACUGACUCCAUCCAUUCUCAUUACACAUCUUUGGCAAGAGAGAUUUUGUUUGCAAAUAUUACUGCAGCAGUUAGCACUGUAUCAUCUGAACAAGGUAAACGUGACCGUAAAGAAAAUGCUACUCAGAUCUCUGAUAGUUAUAGCCAAACAUUUGAAACUGACUCCUUGGAAAUGAAUGUGGGAGUCCAGAGCAAAGACGAAGCAGAAUUACCAGUUGACAGAGAGAAUGGCAUCAAGGCCACCUUUGCAGUUCCCGCCACUGAGAAGGAGCAAGAAGAAAAUGCAGGUGGAAAUGCAGGUGGAAAGAGUGGACGAGUUCUGACAGAGGCAAUAUUGCAUGCCCUUAAAGAGAUGUGUGCGCUGCUGGUCCAUGUACAACAAAAAAGAAAUAUUUCUGCUUUAGGCAACACCACUUCAGAUAUUGCAUUUCUUGCCAUUCCUAGGGCAGAAAAUGCCUCCAGCUUAGAUAACUUGGAAACUAGUAGCCUUUCACAUGAUCUUUAUGAUUAUGAGGCUGAAGAGGAAGCAGAUGCUGAAUCUUCAGUGCUUUCAACAAAUUUAACUUUGGCUGUGGCAGAAACAGGGGAAGACAAUGGUUCUGAACCACUCAAUGUUUCGGAACUAGAGUUGUUGGAAGGCGAACAGGAUGAUGAUAUGACGUCUGAGGGUGUGUUAGACAGCUCAGCUUCAAUUCUCAUUUCAAACUCCAUAGAGAAUUUGAAAGAUUCCCAUCACCAGAGACAGAAGUGUCCACCUAAAAAGACAGAUUCUGAAUGGAAUGUUGUCUCUGAGAAGCAGAGCUAUGACACAGAAGAUCUCACUAAGGCUAUUGACAAUACAUUACAGAACAGCUCCAGAAAUAUCACAAUGUAUCCAGAAAAUAAGAGAAAGCAGGAGACAUAUAAAAGUGAUUCCCAGCUUCAGUUAGGCCAGCUAGAAAUGAGUAACAAGCAGGAAGCCCUGAAUGAAGAAUUAAAUGAGAAUUGUACUCUCAGUACAUCUGGAACUUUCCUGAAGGCCCGACGAAAGAACAAAAAGCCAAGAGUCUUAACACCAAGAACCUCAAAGCCUCUAAUAUCACCUAGAGGAUUUGGCAAACCCCAAGCCUCCAUUAAGCUCAACCACACAAUGCUGCUGAACGAGGCCAAUGAUACUCUGACACCAAAACAGGAUAAACCAAUAGUCACAAUAGGUCUUCCAAGUGAAGAUGGAGACUAUGAGGAAUAUUACAUAGACAAAACAGACGAUGAAGAUAGCAGCAGUGGCUCACUUGAAUAUCAGGUAGUACAGUAUGACGACCCAUAUAUAACAGAUUCCCGAUUUGACAGUACUAAUGCACGUAACCCUGAUGCCAUAGCUGGGGUUUACCUACGUACCAGCAACAAUGCAAACAUGAGGAGAUACUACAUUGCAGCUGAAGAGGUUUUGUGGGACUACGCAGCACUGAGAAAAAGUACAGUGAAGAGUAGCCCAGCCAGAGCAGUGUACAAAAAAGUGAUUUUCCGAAGUUAUCAAGAUGAUACUUUCAGGGUACCUGAAGCUGGAGGGGAAUAUGAAGAGCACCUUGGCAUCCUAGGUCCCGUCAUUAGAGCUGAGGUGGAUGAUGUCAUCCAAGUUCAGUUUAAAAAUCUGGCCUCCAGACCGUAUUCUCUCCAUGCCCAUGGGCUUUAUUAUGAGAAAUCUUCUGAGGGUAGAAGCUAUGAUGAUCAGUCUCCAGAAUGGUUUAAAAAGGAUGAUGCAAUCAUGCCAAAUGGCACUUAUACUUAUGUCUGGUAUGCAACCCCACGGUCAGGACCUGCACAAGAUCAGAGAACAUGUAGAUCCUGGGCCUAUUACUCAGCUGUAAACCCGGAAAAAGAUAUUCACUCUGGUUUGAUCGGGCCAAUCUUGAUCUGUCAAAAAGGAAUGCUUGACAAGUUUAACAGGCCAAUAGACAUUCGUGAAUUUGUGCUGCUUUUUAUGGUCUUUGAUGAGGAGAAAAGCUGGUACUUCAAUAAAUAUGACAAAAAUACUCAUGCUCAGAGAACCGCCAGAACCCAAAGGCACCAUACUUUUCCUGCUGUUAAUGGGAUCCUAUACCACUUGCAGGGGUUGCGGAUGUAUAAGGAUGAAAAGGUCCACUGGCAUUUGCUGAACAUGGGUGGGCCAAAAGACAUUCACGUUAUUAAUUUUCAUGGUCAGACAUUCACAGAACAAGGAAUGGAAGGUCAUCAACUUGGUGUCUAUCCUCUUCUUCCUGGUUCAUUCAGCACUGUUGAAAUGAAACCAUCAAAAGCUGGUGUGUGGCUUUUAACAACAGAAGUUGGUGAAUAUCGGGAAGCAGGAAUGCAGGCCUCCUUUACUGUUAUUGAUGCAGAAUGCAAGUUACCCAUGGGUCUAGCAACUGGCAUUAUAAAAGACUCACAAAUCCAUGCUUCCGGUCACAUGGGAUACUGGGAGCCUAAACUGGCACGAUUAAACAAUGGUGGAAAAUACAAUGCUUGGAGCAUUGGGAAGAAAGAAAAUGAACAUCCCUGGAUCCAGGUGGACCUACAAAGUCAAGUUCUGAUCACAGGUAUUCAGACCCAGGGAGCCAAGCAGUUAGUGAAUUCCUUGUAUACAAUGGAGUACGUUAUUGCCUACAGCAAAGAUGGGAGAAAGUGGGUUGCUUUUAAAGGGAAUCACAAAGGGCCAAAGAAGCAUUUUGAAGGAAAUUCAGAUGCCCACACAAUAAAAGAAAACCACAUUGAUCCUCCUAUUGUUGCUCGGUAUAUUAGGGUGUAUCCAACCAAGUUCUAUAACAGGCCUACUCUUCGUAUGGAACUCCUGGGUUGUCUAACAGAGGAUUGCUUUACGCCACUGGGAAUGGAAAGCGGGACUAUCAAGAAUGCACAGAUUACAGCCUCUUCUUAUAAGAAGACAUGGUGGAAUUCAUGGGAGCCAUUUCUUGCCCGCCUCAAUCUCAAAGGGCGGACAAAUGCCUGGCAAGCAAAGUCCAACAACAAUCAUCAAUGGCUACAGAUUGAUCUUCUUCAAACUAAGAAGAUAACAGGCAUCAUAACUCAAGGGGCUAAAGCAAUGUCUAGUGAAAUGUAUGUGAGGACAUUUUCCAUCCAUUACAGUGGUGAUAAUUCAGCAUGGAAAUCUUACAGGGAUGACUCGACUUCCAUGGAAAAGGUGUUCACAGGCAACAUUAACAGUGGUGGGCAGAUCAAGCACUACUUCAACCCACCCAUAUUUUCCCGAUUCCUUCGUGUCAUUCCUAAAACAUGGAAUCAGAGUAUUGCACUUCGGAUAGAACUCUUCGGAUGUGAUACUUUCUAGGGAAUGAAUAGAAUACUUUCAAAUAAAAAAAUCCAGAACUUUUAAGCUCUGUUUUAAAAGGGAAAACAAAAACAAACAACUCUUUUUAGCAUCCAAAGCACUUUCAGAUGUGGAUUGGAAAUAGCUUUGAAAAUUCAAUUAAAAAGGCAUUUCAUACCAGUUUAAGUAAUGUAAUUAUAUAAGACAAGAAAUUGUAUUUUCCAUUUUCACUAUGAAUAUACAAAUGUAUUAACAUUCUUGCCUUUGCCUCUCUGCAUUUCCCACCUAAUACAAAUCACUGGCUUUCAUACUUUUGUUGCAGCUAGAUUGCUUGUGAAGUUAUGUAGAGAAAAUAUUGGAUCAACUUGUAAAUAACAGCAAUAUCAGCAGUUAUUGGUUCAGAGGCAUCAAUUCUUAUUCCAGUGGUGCCUCUCUUUACCUUACAGAGCAAUCCAAACCCCUGACCCGCUGUCUUGGAGGGAGUUUGGAUAAGGCAGAAGUGUCUCUCCACCCAGCCCUGCCAGUUCUGAUGCCUCCAGAGGGGAAACCCUGCCACCAGAGGGAAGAGCCCUUCUGCUGAGAACACAUCUUACUUUUCCCAUGAAACUGAGGUAGAAGUUGGAUCCAGUAGAAUUAAUCUCAGCCUUGAAAAGCUCUUGGAGCUGAAAAUGGACGUAAAACAUGGCAUUAUUAUCCCCAAUUCACAUUUAAUAUGCAAAUAUAAUUAAAAUAUAUCCUUAAUUCUCCCAAG
Molecule: messenger RNA, 6596 nt
Organism: Rhineura floridana
Lineage: Eukaryota; Metazoa; Chordata; Lepidosauria; Squamata; Rhineuridae
Gene: F5
Product: coagulation factor V
Exons: 25
Coding region: 98-5866 (1922 amino acids)
Molecular function (GO): oxidoreductase activity; copper ion binding
Source: RefSeq, a predicted model, not a curated record